AUGAGCUUCUCACAGCCUCGGGAUAUUAUCCUCAAGCGUGAAGAUGGAAGCCUAUAUCUGUCGUCACGAGGAGCCCAAGGUUUGGUUACUAGUGUUGUUUUCACAUCACUGGCGACUUGCUUCGUUGGAAUCCGCAUCUUUACUCGGCUCAAGUUUCUGAGGCGCUUGGAAGCCAAUGACUGGAUGGUUGUGAUUGCUUUGAUCAAUUCGUUCAUUUUUAUGGGACUAGACAUCGUCGAGGCCACCAGUGGAAUGGGAAUGCAUCUGAAAGAUAUCCCGCCUAAAAUUCUUGAAAGGCAGAUGAAGGCUUUCUGGCUCACCGUCCCAUUCUACAAUGCUGCCGUUCUCUGUGCAAAAGCCUCGAUUCUUAUGCAGUACUUCCGCGUUUUCCCCACCCGUCGCAUGCGCAUCGUCUGCUGGACUAUGAUCACAAUUCUCAGUAUCUACGGUAUUUGGUGUAUCAUAAGUGCUUUCUUGAACUGCAUUCCUGUAGCUAAGUUUUGGGACGACUCUAUUCCCGGCUUUUGCUUGAGCAAACCUGCGCUCUGGUUCUCGAAUGCCAGUAUGCAUAUUACUACCGACCUUGCCAUCCUUAUUAUUCCAAUCCCAGCUUUGAUUGCUAUUGAUAUCCCAAAGAAGCAAAAGAUUGUUUUGAUGAUAAUGUUUGCCCUUGGUGGGUUUGUUUGCAUUACCAGUAUCAUUCGCCUUGUAAGCUUGAAGAAAAUCGCAGAUUCGACUGACCCAACUUAUGAUAAUGUGGGUGCAGCAUCAUGGUCUGCCAUUGAAUGUAAUACUGGUAUUAUUUGUGCUUGCCUACCAACUCUUAAGCCGCUUGUUUCCAAAAUAUUGCCUGGGUUAGUUUCUACAUUCAGCAACCGACGCACAUACGGCAGUGGUGGUGGCAAUGAUGGUAGCCGUGGUGCGUCGAACGCACGCUCAGUCACCUGGAACGAUGAAUCCACACUUGGAGCCCCGGGCGAUGACCCUGAAUAUGGUGCUGGCCAGCCUGAACGGAUUCUGGAGCUCGGCUCUGGAGGCGAUUUUAGUCACGGCUACCAGGUCAAAAAGAAUUGUAUUGCCGAUGCUACAUCUGUCAUGGAACUGCCGCAGUACGCUCAGCACCAACGAACUGUGUCGAAGAAGUCAUUCUCGACUGAGAAAUAA
Molecule: messenger RNA, 1164 nt
Organism: Penicillium macrosclerotiorum
Lineage: Eukaryota; Fungi; Ascomycota; Eurotiomycetes; Eurotiales; Aspergillaceae
Exons: 5
Coding region: 1-1164 (387 amino acids)
Source: RefSeq, a predicted model, not a curated record